Notolabrus celidotus (New Zealand spotty) is the source of this 3639-nucleotide messenger RNA. RefSeq lists its product as uncharacterized. The transcript has 13 exons. The record is from RefSeq and is a predicted model, not a curated record. Bases 2188 to 2799 code for a protein of 203 amino acids. NCBI's taxonomy places the organism in Eukaryota, Metazoa, Chordata, Actinopteri, Labriformes, Labridae.
CUCCUCAGUACCGUAACUCUUGAACCGCUGGGGCAAUUCAAAAACAGCAAACGUUUUCCGAAAGUAGAGAACAGGAGCUUUCCAAUAGUGUAUGGUUUGAUCAUACACUGCACAUUGCGGUAAAGAUCGCUCGGCGUGUGAAAUACAAUUUCCAGCCAAGGAGAGGAGAAGUCGCUCAGAGCCAGCAAAGGGAGACUGCACGUGCACUCUGUGCAAGAGGAGCACCCCGUGGCAGUGUGAGGUUUGCAAAGUGUGGCUCUGUCUGCAGCUGGAGAGGAUCUGCUUCAGGGAAUAUCACACAACAUAAAAAACGCCUGGCUUUUUAUUUAAAAAAAAGCAAGCAGAAAAAUGGAGAAGCCAAGGGCCAGGACUGACACUUUUUUGUACAUAUGUGAAAUAUUUCAAAGUUCAAAUUGUUCAUGUGAAAUUGUUUGUUCAUGUCAUUUCAGAGUGCUUAUGCUGAAAAUCAUAUUAAAUUGAAAAAUCCAAAGCCGUUUUAUGUUUUUCCCCUUUUAAUUGUUAUUAUAGUAUCAUAAACACACAAUAAUGUUGAAUAACUGCCAGAUACUUAAAGUUGAAGCUAACUAGGAAAAAGGGGCAGAAGCAGUCUCUCAGCACAUUUUUUGACAAUUCUACAGCCAUAAAAUCAAAAUAAAUCCAGGUGGCUUGAAUAUAAUUAUGGUCAUGAGAGGGUGAAUGCAUCUAUCACUAGCCCGUUCCUUUUUGAGCAAGCAACAAGUCUAACGAACAAUGAUAAAGCAAUGAAAUAAAAGCCAUCCUUGGUUUGUCUGAACCAGUCAGACAACACUGCAGUAGAUUUAUUCUAUUUAUGCAGUUACCAAACAUUGACCCUUUUUAAAAAUGUAGUCUAGUGAAUGUGUUGGUGGCCUCUCUGUUCAUGUGACCCACACCUUUGGCUUGCUGUGGUUUUUGUUCAGAGCAAGUUCUGCAAAAUGACACUUCUGUUAGUUGAAGUCAAUGUAGUCUGACACACAAGUGAAGACGUGAAAGGAUUAUUGAAUGUUUAUUUUAUUGAGCUUCAUCAUGACUGGAUACCUGCUGUUAGUCUUCCUCAUGUGUAAGUUUGAUCUCAUUUCUGAGUUGUGACUGUAAAUGUUGGUGAUUAUAAGACUUGUUGCAGUGAGUAAUGUCAGACAGAAAUGUAGUGGUGUAAUCAUGCUUUGUUGUUCUUUUUCACCAAGUUAAGAUAAAUACAACAUACUUAGAGAUCACUCUUCUCUAAUAGACUGGUUUCCUUUGUUAACUCUUUUUCUUUAACAGAUUCAUUUCCUCAGUUGAAAGCACAAGUUGUUCUUCCACCUACACUGACUGUGAAUCCAUCAGUGAUCACAGAAACAGACUCAGUCACACUGAACUGUCAGCCUCCACCAUCUCUUUCUGUGUCUGAGUGUUAUUUCCGCUUUAUAAGAGAACAACCUGCCAUGAUGUCCCCAUGUGUGAAGACUAUGACAGGAGCUGAACUGCUGAAGAUUACCCGUCAGAGUUCACCUGCUGUGGUUAAAAUGACAUGUUUAUACCUUUAUGGGUAUCAAUCUCCUCAGAGUGAGACAUCUUCUCUCAUCAUUCGAACUUCUCUUCCACCCUCACUGACAGUGAAUCCACCUGUGAUCGAUGAGACAGACUCAGUCGCUCUGAACUGUCAGCCUCCAUCAUCUGUUUCUGUGCCCCAGUGUUAUUUCCACACAUUAGGUGGAGGAUCUGGUAGAGUUCGCUCUUGUCUGCAGACUCUGACAGGAAGUGAGCUGCUGAGGAUGUCAUAUCAGAGUUCACCUACAACGAUUAAACUGACCUGUUUUUACACUGAGAAGCUUGGAGAGGAAGAUUCCCCAUCUCCACACAGUGCAGUGUCCUCCAUCACCAUACACCGUCUAACACCAAAACUGAGUCGUCUUUUUGAUGGUGACCUUGUUCUCUUCACUUGCUCUCUACCUGGAUCUUCUGCUUAUGGUACAAAGUGUAACCUGUACUUUGGAGAAGCAAGUCGUCCAGCAAAAACAGCAGAUAUUUUGAGUAAAUCAGCCAAAAAAGAAUCCUUCUGCCAGUUUUUUUUUCCCAGUUGCUGGUUUACUGAAUCAACUGCGUUCAGUUAAACAAAGGGAUGCCAGCUGUGAUUAUACAUUAGGAAGUGGAUCCCUCCGUUUAUCUCCUCGCAGUGAUAGAUACAGCAUGAUGGAUCUUGUGGAGGAAGAGUCCAGCGUAACCCAAACAAUGUCUGCAUUUACUAUGACAACAGCAGGUCUGACUGUUAGUCCACCAAGUAACACUGUUCGUGUUGCUUCCACUCUCAAAAUAUCAGCUACACCAUCAGUAACAGAUAUGACGUCUCUGAAUACAGACGCUGAGGAUGGAACAGCAGGUCUGACUGUUAGUCCACCAAGUAACACAGUUCGUGUUGCUUCCACUCUCAAAAUAUCAGCUACACCAUCAGUAACAGAUAUGACAUCUCUGAAUACAGACGCUGAGGAUGGAACAGGUGUAAGUGUAAACAUGCCUGACAGUAAAGACAGCACUGUCUAUGAAACCUCUGAGAAAACAGCUUCAGCAGAAAGGGGGAUAUGGAAGUUCGUAGCAGUGACUGCUGGUUGUGGGGUAACUGUGGGUGUCCUGUUGUUGGUUUCUGCAGUCCUCUGUAACAAAAGAAGAGCUGGGUCCAGGGAAGUGAAAAGGCGACAGUCACAAAUACAGAAUGGUGACACAUGUUAUUACUCCACUAUUGGUGAUGAGAUGGCUGAAACAGCACUAACAGACAAGGUGUACAGCACCAUACAGGCACAUUGAAAUACUCACUGUCUCCUACAGAACGAAGAUAGGCAAAGCUCACAGAUAAGAUAACAUGUAGCGAUUUCAACCUUGUGUUUAAAGUGGACCAGUAUAAUGUAGUCUGAAGUCAAUGUAAUGAUAGAGUACUUAAUGUUUUUUCUUUAGCUCAAUCAAACUAGUUUCAUUUUGAACUUUGCGUGCCUUUAUCAUGUAGGUCAGUUGAAGAGAGAGGCAAUGUGGGGAGGAGAGAUCGCAGAAUGAAAUGCACAAAUGGUCGUGGCUGAGUUGAACCACCGACCACUGCAACAAGGACUGUAGCUUCUCUGUAUGUGGGUCAUGCACUUCAACCUCUGAGCAAAACUGAGGCCCUGAAUCCGAUCGUUGUAACAACCAAAGUUUUUCACUUGGACGUGACAUGAGUUUGAAAUGUUCUUCACUUUGCUAUUCAGUGCAGCAGAGUGUAGCUUUAUAUUGGUGGGGAGGGGGGCUUGCUAUGCUUUCAUCGAAAGAGUAGAGAAUGAUCCACAGGUUGGAACCUACUUUGAGGACAAAAGCUUCUGUCCAUAGGGCAUGCUAGGCUAAGUGUUGCAUAUUUUAAAAUAUCAAUAUGAUUGCAAUUAUGCCCGUUUAUGCUCAUGUGGAAUUUAAUUAUGUUGUAACAUGUUUCUGUUCCUUGCUGUUUUUGUUAAAUAUCCCCUGUUAUUUUUGUAACAGGGGAUAUUUUCUGAGAAUUCUGCACAUUUAGCAUUUUAAAUAAACUAGUAUUCAUAAAUAACUUCCUGUCAUUAUAUUGUAGGAUUUGUCCAAAACAUGUAUGGCUUUGAAAUGUAAUAAAGUAUAAAAGUUACAUGAAACAGA